Messenger RNA from Fopius arisanus, 2139 nucleotides. RefSeq names its product spatzle 5 (gene spz5). Bases 302 to 1249 code for a protein of 315 amino acids. Gene Ontology annotation, molecular function: Toll binding; growth factor activity. NCBI's taxonomy places the organism in Eukaryota, Metazoa, Arthropoda, Insecta, Hymenoptera, Braconidae. The record is from RefSeq and is a predicted model, not a curated record. The transcript is spliced from 7 exons. Gene Ontology annotation, cellular component: extracellular region. Gene Ontology annotation, biological process: central nervous system formation; innate immune response.
AGUGGUAUUUCCGUUGGGUGCCCCACCUCUGAAAAUCGUGCACCUCGUGUAUGUGUGACGGGUUUUCUGUUGUUGAACUACACGCGAGAUAUCCACGGGGAAUCAAAUCGUCCUCAGCUCCGGACACGGAAGCACGUGUUCAAUUCAUUGGCGCCGAUUUUAAAUGCAGAACUGAUAAAGUGAUAAUCGCGGGAUGACAUCGAUUUUUUUGAGAUUGUCGUCGGGUGCGUGAGGAUUGUUUCGUUUUUUUUUUUAUCAUUAGUGUAACAGAAAUUAGGGGAUCGACUAAUUAGUCUGGAGAAUGAUGAGACUCCUAGUUCACCUACACGUUGUGGUACUGGUGGUGGAGGGUUCACUGGGUGGAUGGCGUGAACCCUGUGGUUCUUACGGAUGCCCACACCAACCUCGUUAUGAACCUUUCGUUCCUGCACCACCCGGUCAUACGCCCCGUUGCGCCAAGCCUGGACAAACCUUCUGUGAAACCCUUGAGCAUUAUCCAAAACAGUUGAUUAAAUUUCUGGUGGACAAGUGCAGCUACGACUUCUCGUCAGUUCUGAGGGAUGAGUCGAUCUACGGCUUCAAUGUUUACAGAGCAAAACCCGAUUACAAUCACGACAACGUGUAUCCGAGGCAGGAAGUGCAGAAGGUUUACAACCAGCCGAGCUCAUACCCCGUUGUCGAUCAGUCACCCAUGGUUUAUGGGCCCCUAGCCAAUGAUAGUGCCAACCAGGGGUAUACGUACAGAGCUCCUCUCGCCAAUCACCAGAAUCCACUGCUUCUGGAGAAUUCUCCAAGAUUUCAAAGAGGACAAACCCUCGCUGCUGAGUGGAUCAGACACACGAGACGAGAAACACCAGAGACAGAUCGUUCCUACCGUCAGAAUCCAUUUUUACCCCGAGAAAAUCAUAAUCGCGCUACAAGACAAGUCUCAUCUGAACCGAUAUCUCUCUGCGAGACAAACUCUCAAUAUAUAAUGCCCCGAGCAGCCCUGAAUAAUCGUGGAAAUUGGAUGUACGUUGUGAAUCUUCCUGAGACGCGUGAAAAGUACUCGCAGUUGGUGAAGUCCGAGACUUGCUCGACGACAACGUGCAAUGGAAUUUGCUCAUUACCAGAGGGUUACGUAAGUAGAUGUGAGCAGCAGUACAUUCAGAAGAGAUUGGUGGCCCUAGAAGGCAGUGGAGAUCGUCUGUACACGGAUGUCUUCUGGUUUCCCCACGGAUGCGCCUGCCAGGUAGUCCAGAAUUUCUAGUAACCAAAGACUUGAUCCGAAUGAACUAAAAUCAAAAUGAAAAAUCAAAUAUCGGUACCAGUGAAUUUUCAAUAACAUGUUGACCAAGUUGAAGAAGCCCCAAGAGUUCGAUGACUCGUCGAUGAGGUGACCAGUGCAUUCAGAGAAAGCCGUUCAACGGAUGUCAUGAAUAAUGUAUUAACGAUGACACGUUUAAACCAGUCAGUCUCUUUCAGUGGAUUUACUCAUCCGCGAAUUAAUUCACUGGGAUUUUCAUUGUCAGACAUAUUUUCAAAUGUCUUCUAUUAUCGAGUACUUGCUGACUCAAUGCCCCAUUCUAUCGCCUCAUCGAUGCCCAUUCGAUUAUUCACCAGUCAAUGAUCAGUGGACUGUCAUAUCCAGCAUUCAAAUUUUUCCUGAUAACGCGGGAAUUUCAGUCGGUAAGGAAGGAUUUAUGACUUGUCAAUUACACUGGAGAUGACGACACUCGAGAUUUUUUGACAGCAAUCGAAAGGUAGAGGGUAAUAUUUGAAAUGAUCAAUCGAUAUUCUGUAUUUAUCUCGAUCUUUCAGUCUUUUCAUUAUUUAUGAUUUUUAUUUCUAUUUAUGGUAAGAGUAUCAUCCAGUAUCAUUUCCUUUCGAAUGUCUCAAAAAUUAUUAGUUUGUGUUAUUUAUUGUACUUUUGUGAUAAAUCGCAGGAUUAAUUGAUACCGUGACAAUGAAAUAUUCAUUUAAUUAUUUCGUAUUAAAUAUAUUGAAUUUGUUGUGUAAUGAAUAUAUAAUAGUAAUGGAAGUGAUGAGAGAUCUAGUUUGUACGAGUGAUAGAGCUUCCUUCAUUGUUCACAUUCUUAUUUUAUAAAUAAAUAGUCUGACGGACUUCUAAAAAAAAGUUGCAACAGAUUGAUAUCCGUU